Messenger RNA from Neltuma alba, 1402 nucleotides. Its product is annotated as 15-cis-phytoene desaturase, chloroplastic/chromoplastic. The record is from RefSeq and is a predicted model, not a curated record. The coding region runs from base 56 to 1222 and encodes 388 amino acids. Gene Ontology annotation, molecular function: phytoene dehydrogenase activity. NCBI's taxonomy places the organism in Eukaryota, Viridiplantae, Streptophyta, Magnoliopsida, Fabales, Fabaceae. Gene Ontology annotation, cellular component: chloroplast thylakoid. The transcript is spliced from 11 exons. Gene Ontology annotation, biological process: carotenoid biosynthetic process.
CAGAACCUAUUGGAGAACUGGCAUUAAUGAUCGGUUACAGUGGAAGGAGCAUUCUAUGAUUUUUGCUAUGCCAAAGAAGCCUGGACAUUUCAGUCGAUUUGAUUUUCCUGAAGUCCUCCCUGCUCCUUUGAAUGGAAUAUGGGCAAUAUUGAGGAACAAUGAGAUGUUGACUUGGCCAGAGAAAGUCAAGUUUGCUAUUGGAUUGCUGCCAGCUAUUCUUGGCGGGCAGGAUUACGUUGAGGCUCAAGAUGGAUUAUCUGUUCAAGAGUGGAUGAGAAAGCAGGGUGUGCCUGAUCGAGUAACUGAUGAGGUGUUCAUAGCAAUGUCAAAGGCCCUAAACUUCAUCAAUCCUGAUGAACUUUCAAUGCAGUGUAUCUUGAUAGCUUUAAACCGAUUUCUUCAGGAGAAGCAUGGUUCAAAAAUGGCCUUUUUGGACGGGAAUCCCCCGGAAAGACUAUGUAUGCCAAUUGUUGAUCAUAUUCAGUCCUUGGGUGGUGAAGUUCAUCUCAAUUCUCGCAUUCAAAAACUUGAGCUGAAUGAUGAAGGGACUGUAAAGAAUUUGUUAUUAAAUAAUGGGAAGGUGAUUGAAGGAGACGCUUAUGUGUUUGCAACUCCAGUUGAUAUCCUAAAGCUUCUUCUGCCUAACGACUGGAAAGAAAUUCCCUAUUUCAAGAAAUUGGAGAAACUGGUGGGAGUUCCGGUCAUAAAUGUUCACAUAUGGUUUGAUAGAAAACUGAAGAACACAUAUGAUCACCUACUUUUUAGCAGAAGUCCCCUUCUGAGUGUAUAUGCUGACAUGUCAGUGGCUUGUAAGGAAUAUUAUAGCCCAAACCAGUCUAUGCUGGAGUUGGUUUUUGCACCAGCUGAAGAAUGGAUUUCACGCAGUGAUGAAGAUAUUAUUGAGGCCACAAUGAAGGAACUUUCCAAACUCUUUCCGGAUGAAAUUUCUGCGGACCAAAGCAAAGCAAAGAUAGUCAAGUAUCAUGUUGUUAAAACGCCAAGGUCUGUUUACAAAACUGUUCCAAAUUGUGAGCCCUGCCGUCCUGUACAAAGAUCUCCCAUAGAGGGUUUCUAUUUAGCCGGUGAUUACACAAAACAAAAGUAUUUAGCUUCAAUGGAAGGUGCCGUUCUUUCCGGAAAGCUCUGCGCGCAGGCUAUUGUACAGGAUUCUGAGCUGCUUAUUGCACGGGGGCAGAGGAGGAGGAUCGAAGCAAGUGUUUGAUUAAGUCUGGAAUUACACUUGUGGAUAAGCAUCGUUCUGAAGCUUUCAUCAAGUCACCAUUAAUCAUAUCAUACCAUUAAAGAUCCAGCUUUUGCAACCAUGGAGCCUUUUCAUGGGGAGAUUUUCUAGAUUAUUUGUGGCAAAUAUCUACCUUGUAGACGAUGUGGACAAUAAUACACA